Molecule: messenger RNA, 915 nt
Organism: Panicum hallii
Lineage: Eukaryota; Viridiplantae; Streptophyta; Magnoliopsida; Poales; Poaceae
Product: protein canopy-1
Exons: 9
Coding region: 148-711 (187 amino acids)
Source: RefSeq, a predicted model, not a curated record
CCAGAAGCUUCCCACAACUGAAAGGGUACGGACGUAUUUAAACAUGUUCAAGAUCUCGGGGUCACAUCUGCAAAAAGACCAUCACGCGGACGCGGAAGCGGAGUCUGGAAAUCGGGAGGGAGACGACGCUGCGCCAGAUCGCGGGAGAUGGAGCCGAGAGCUGCAAUCCACAGAUCCGGCGCCCUCUUACUCCUCGCCGCUGUCCUCGCAGCGGCCGCCUCCUCCGCAUCCGCCAUCGGGGACAAGUGCGCCGCCUGCAAGGCCGUUGCUGCAGAGCUAGAGAUUGGAAUUUCAAGUGAGAAACCAAGAAAUCACUUGGACCUGCGCAACCGCUUGAAUUCUAAAGGUCAGAGGGAAGGGAAGGUCAUUGAUUACAGAGUCAGUGAGCUUCGGGUUGUAGAACUUCUGGAUGGCCUGUGCGAUAAGAUGCAAGAUUAUACCUUGCAGAAGUUGGAAUCAGGCGAAAAAGGAUGGGUGAAAGUCACAGACUGGAACAGCUUUCAAACUGAAAAGAAGGCAGCAGCACGAGCACAUUCCAAAAAUCUGUCCAGCUUCUGUGGAAGGUUACUUGAGGAAACAGAGGAUGAGCUCUCUGAGUGGAUAAAAACAAGCUCCUCAGAAUCGGAAAAUGUGAGCAAGGCCCUUUGUGAAGAUAUUAGCAAACACUGUCAGUCCACAAGUGCUACCAUCCAGAUCGAUGAUGAACUAUAACAGGCCGCGUCCGUGGUGUUCGGCGAAGCAAGACAAGACGGCAGACUGGGAAAUGUCAAAGGCACGAAGCUCAAAUGGCCCCUGACACCCAGUUUAGUCAGACGUGAAGCUGCCAUAUUAGAUUUUUUGUGUCGAGCUCGCAUCCUUGUACUUCAAAAUAGGACCUAUAAUUCGUUCCACAUGAUGAUGUUCUUGGCCUAAAAA